CAAGAACAAGAAGAAGAAGGGUUUGUUGGUUCCGUUGCAGACAUCUGCAGACUGGUGCUUUUUUGGAAGAGUUGUGUGUGUGUGUUUUUUUUCUUUUCUUUUUCUUUCUUUUUUUUUUUUUUUUAAACAAACCGCAAACGGAUGUGAGGCGAGGAAGGUGUUUCUUUUACUCCUAAGCCCAGAUACCUCUUUCUGUUCCUUCCAAUUUUGUUUUGCUGGACAGUUUUUUUUUUUUAAUUAAAAAGAAAGGAAAGGAAAGGAAGGAAAAGGAAAGGAGUUACUUGAUGUUUGAGUGAAAUGGACGUAAGAUUUUAUCCACCACCACCACAGCCUGCUGCCGCUCCCGAUACUCCCUGUCUGGGACCCUCUCCCUGCCUGGACCCCUACUAUUGCAACAAGUUUGACGGUGAGAACAUGUAUAUGAGUAUGACAGAGCCGAGCCAGGACUAUGUGCCAGCAAGCCAGUCUUACCCUGGCCCAAGUCUUGAAAGUGAAGACUUUAACAUUCCUCCAAUUACACCCCCUUCGCUACCUGACCACUCACUGGUGCACCUGAAUGAGGUAGAAUCUGGAUACCACCCUCUUUGCCACCCAAUGAACCAUAAUGGGCUGCUUCCAUUCCAUCCACAAAAUAUGAACCUACCUGAAAUUACUGUAUCCAACAUGCUGGGCCAAGAUGGAACACUGCUUUCAAAUUCAAUUUCUGUGAUGCAAGAUAUACGGAAUACAGAAGGAGCUCAAUAUAGUUCCCACCCUCAGAUGACAGCCAUGAGACCAAGGGUUCAGCCUGCAGAUAUUAGGCAGCCAGGAAUGAUGCAGCAUGGUCAACUGACUACCAUUAAUCAAUCACAGCUCAGUGCACAACUCGGUUUGAAUAUGGCGGGAAACAAUGUUCCCCAUAACUCACCAUCUCCACCUGGAAGCAAGUCUGCAACUCCUUCACCAUCCAGCUCAGUCCAUGAAGAUGAAGGGGAUGAUACAGCUAAGAUAAAUGGCGGGGAGAAACGGCCUGCUUCUGAUAUGGGAAAGAAACCAAAAACUCCCAAAAAGAAGAAGAAGAAGGACCCUAACGAGCCUCAGAAGCCUGUGUCUGCCUAUGCAUUAUUCUUCCGAGAUACCCAGGCAGCCAUCAAAGGCCAAAAUCCAAAUGCUACUUUUGGUGAAGUCUCUAAAAUUGUGGCCUCAAUGUGGGAUGGUUUAGGAGAGGAGCAAAAACAGGUCUACAAAAAGAAAACCGAAGCAGCAAAGAAGGAAUACCUGAAGCAGCUAGCUGCAUACAGAGCGAGUCUCGUAUCCAAGAGUUACAGUGAACCUGUUGAUGUUAAAACAUCCCAGCCUCCUCAGCUGAUUAAUUCUAAACAGUCAGUGUUUCACGGGCCCACUCAAGCUCAUUCAGCCCUCUACCUAAGUUCCCACUAUCACCAACAGCCGGGAAUGAAUCCUCAUGUGACUGCCAUGCACCCUAGUCUCCCCAGAAAUAUAGCGCCGAAACCUAAUAACCAAAUGCCAGUGACUGUCUCUAUAGCCAACAUGGCAGUGUCUCCUCCUCCUCCCCUUCAGAUCAGCCCACCUCUUCACCAGCAUCUCAAUAUACAGCAACACCAGCCAAUCGCAAUGCAGCAGUCAAUUGGAAACCAACUACCAAUGCAGGUCCAGUCUGCCUUACAUUCACCCACAAUGCAGCAGGGGUUUACUCUUCAACCUGACUAUCAGACUAUUAUCAAUCCCACAUCUACAGCUGCACAGGUUGUAACCCAAGCAAUGGAGUAUGUGCGUUCAGGCUGCAGAAAUCCUCCAGCACAGACUGUGGACUGGAAUAAUGACUACUGCAGUAAUGGGAGCAUGCAGAGGGACAAAGCGCUGUACCUUACCUGA
Gracilinanus agilis (Agile Gracile Mouse Opossum) is the source of this 1875-nucleotide messenger RNA. RefSeq names its product thymocyte selection associated high mobility group box (gene TOX). The record is from RefSeq and is a predicted model, not a curated record. Gene Ontology annotation, cellular component: nucleus. The coding region runs from base 298 to 1875 and encodes 525 amino acids. The transcript is spliced from 9 exons. Lineage: Eukaryota; Metazoa; Chordata; Mammalia; Didelphimorphia; Didelphidae. Gene Ontology annotation, molecular function: chromatin DNA binding. Gene Ontology annotation, biological process: leukocyte differentiation; regulation of transcription by RNA polymerase II.